Populus euphratica (Euphrates poplar) is the source of this 1492-nucleotide messenger RNA. It is a transcript of the gene PFC1, whose product is annotated as Ribosomal RNA adenine dimethylase family protein. Gene Ontology annotation, molecular function: rRNA (adenine-N6,N6-)-dimethyltransferase activity. The transcript is spliced from 10 exons. Lineage: Eukaryota; Viridiplantae; Streptophyta; Magnoliopsida; Malpighiales; Salicaceae. The record is from RefSeq and is a predicted model, not a curated record. The coding region runs from base 90 to 1106 and encodes 338 amino acids. Gene Ontology annotation, biological process: rRNA methylation.
GUUUGCCCGAGUCUCUGUUAUCCACAGUCCACACAGCUAAAAGUUCUAUCAUUUGGAAUUUGAAAAACAAAGAGAACGUAAAGAAGAAAAUGAGAUCAACUGCGACACCAAAUCUCCUGCAAUCUCUCCCGCCAAUUUCGGUUUCUCCACGCAAUCCUUCACUCUUGGCGCACAAUAGCUUAACAAGCCCUCCAAAGCGAACACUAGACAUAACGUGCGCUUCUAAAAGAAGUCCAGAUGAUUACCAUGCGACUCUGAAAGCUCUCAAUUCUAGAGAUCGAAGACCGAGGAAAUCACUAGGCCAGCAUUAUAUGUUGAAUGAUGAGAUUAACGAGCAACUUGUUUCUUCAGCUAAUGUUGAAGAGGGUGAGUUGGUUCUUGAAAUUGGACCUGGGACUGGUUCUUUGACUAAUGUUCUUAUUGAUGCUGGUGCAACUGUUCUUGCUAUUGAGAAAGAUGCUCAUAUGGCUGCUUUAGUGAGGGAAAGAUUUGCUGAUACAAAUCGUUUCAAGGUUUUGCAAGAGGACUUCAUCAAGUGUCACAUUCGAUCCCACAUGCUUUCGAUGUUAGAGAGUAUGGGAUCUUUGAGUGAAAAACCGAGAUAUGCAAAAGUGGUUGCUAAUAUACCAUUUAAUAUAAGUACAGAUGUAAUCAAGCAACUGCUUCCAAUGGGUGACAUUUUCUCUGAAAUCGUUCUUUUACUCCAGGAUGAGACAGCUUUGCGUUUAGUGGAAUCUUCCCUGCGAACUUCAGAAUACCGGCCCAUCAAUAUCUUUGUUAAUUUUUAUUCAGAUCCUGAAUACAAAUUUAAGGUCCCAAGGUCAAAUUUUUUUCCUCAGCCCAAAGUUGAUGCUGCUGUCGUUAGGUUUAAGCUCAAGCAAGCUGUGGACUAUCCAGCAGUUUCCUCCACUAAAAGCUUCUUCUCUAUGGUGAAUUCUGCAUUUAAUGGGAAACGCAAGAUGCUGCGAAAAUCACUUCAACACAUAUGCACGCCCGUUGAGAUUGAAGAAGCUCUUCAAAAUGUUGGUUGUCUAGCCACUUCAAGACCGGAGGAGCUUACCUUGGAUGAUUUCGUUAAUUUGCACAAUUCUAUUGUGAGAGCAUAGGGUUUUUGGUGUUGGGAGAGAGUUAAUGAAGAUACCUAAGACAAGAUUGCCGGACACCGUGUCAUACAUCUCUGGAGUUGCAGCAAAUCAAUGUCAUCAAACAGGAUGAGGAACCUCAACGAUAGAAACCACAUUACGGGAAUUUCAGUACUAGGAUCUUCCUGGUAGAAGAUGAAUUCAAGCGACUUUGGUUGGGAUGCGGACCCAAUUUGCAGUGUUUAAAGAGUGGAAUCAGCAUACUCAAUUUGCUACCACAUACAAUUUCGGAAAUCCCAGUGUAUGAUCGUGUUAUAUUAUUAAUGAAAAGGGGAUUAACUGUGACAUUGAUUAGAAUUCAGAUUGUAUAUAAGAAAAUUAUUUAAUGCAAAAAGAUGUGAUGGUCUUUA